CACUCACUCACUUUAGGCCAAUCCGUCCUCUCUCUCUCUCUCCCUCUCUCUGUGUCUCUCUCCUACUCUGAGACAGAGUCAGAACUCUUCUCCCUGACAGCCACAAACAUCUACAGCACUUAUUGCAUUCAGAGAGGGAACCUGCAAACAAAACUUCACAGAAAACUUUUGGUUCUUGUUCCAGAGAAUUUGCUGAAGAGAAGGAAAAACAAACAAACAAACAAACAAACCAAACCAGCCCCAAAAAAACUGUGCGUGAAGGGGGAGGAAAAGCAGGGCCUUUUAAAAAGGGAAUCACAACAACUUUUGCUGCCAGGAUGCCUUUGCUUUGGAAGAGAGGAUUUUUGUUGGUGCUUUGCUGGAUUAUAGUGAGGAGUUCCCCAACCCCAGGAUCCGAGGGGCACAGUUCAGUCACUGACUGUCCAUCAUGUGCCCUUGCCACGCUCUCAAAGGAUGUGCCCAGCUCACAGCCUGAGAUGGUGGAAGCAGUAAAGAAGCACAUACUGAACAUGUUGCACUUGAGGGACAGACCUAAUAUCACCCAGCCGGUGCCCAAGGCAGCACUUUUAAAUGCCAUCAAAAAACUCCAUGUGGGAAAGGUGGGAGAGGAUGGUUAUGUGGAAAUAGAGGAUGAUGUUGGAAGAAGAGCCGAAAUGAAUGAAGUCGUGGAGCAAACCUCAGAAAUCAUCACAUUUGCAGAAUCAGGCACAGCCAAGAAAAUGUUGCACUUUGAGAUUUCCAAGGAAGGCAGUGAAUUAUCGGUGGUGGAACAUGCUGAAGUGUGGCUCUUCCUGAAGGUCUCCAAGGCCAACCGGAGCAGGACAAAAGUCACCAUCCGCCUGUUUCAACAGCAGCGGCAGCCAAAAGGCAACUCUGAAGGAGCAGAAGAUACAGAGGACAGGGGACUGAAAGGUGAAAGGAGUGAGACUUUGAUUUCGGAAAAGGCAGUGGACACCCGUAAGAGCACUUGGCACAUCUUUCCUGUCUCUAGCAGUGUCCAGAGACUCCUGGACCAAGGCAAGAGCUCUUUGGAUGUGCGGAUUGCCUGUGACCUGUGCCAAGAGACUGGAGCCAGCCUGGUGCUACUGGGCAAGAAGAAGAAAAAGGAAGAUGAUGGGGAAGGGAAAGAAAAGGAAGCUGGAGAAUUCACAGAAGAGGAGAAGGAGCAAUCACAUCGGCCCUUCCUGAUGAUGCUUGCCCGGCACUCAGAGGACCGCCAGCACAGGCGGCGGAGACGAGGCCUGGAGUGUGAUGGCAAAGUCAACAUCUGCUGCAAGAAGCAGUUCUUUGUCAGCUUCAAGGACAUAGGAUGGAGUGACUGGAUCAUUGCACCUACAGGUUAUCAUGCCAACUACUGCGAAGGAGAGUGCCCCAGCCAUAUAGCAGGCACAUCUGGUUCAUCGUUAUCUUUUCACUCCACUGUCAUCAACCAUUACCGCAUGCGGGGCCAUAGCCCCUUUGCCAACCUCAAGUCAUGUUGUGUGCCCACCAAGCUGCGGCCCAUGUCCAUGCUCUACUAUGACGACGGCCAGAACAUCAUUAAGAAAGACAUACAGAAUAUGAUUGUGGAGGAGUGUGGCUGUUCAUAGAUGCGUGUGUGUGCAAGACCCUUCUCGUUGAGAAGAAAAUGUAUCAAAAGCCCAAGAAGAGGAAAGACCGGACAUGGUAUAGCCUUUUUUGAAUGAAACAAUCAUCGGAAAUAAAAGCAAAAAAAAAAAAAAAACAGAGAGAGAAAAGAGAAAGGAAAAAAAAAAGACUUAUGGAGGAUCAGGAAAGACUUCAGCUGUAAAAAGGAAGAAAGCUUCAUGAACCCGGGCUUGAAUGAGAUACGUCUGAAUGGCGGUAUGGGUUGGGGACUUCCCCUUCCUUUCAGUAUGCUCCUUAUCUUAUUACAUAGUAUACUAAACUUUAGUUAUGACUAGGGGAGUUAUGUUCCCUCCCUUAGUCACCCAUCAGUUCAAGCAGUGGUAGCAGCUCAUCUAAUCUGCAGCAAUUUGGACUAAGUCCAAAAUGUCAUUGAAAUUCCUUGAAAAGCCACGUGUAUGAACACUACAUUCACUGGCACUUUCCCCCAAAAUUUACCGAGGAACUGAGUAGGUAUGUAGUGUUUGUGGGUAUAUAUAUGGCUAUGUAUUUAUAUACAGAUCUCUAUACAUACAGACACUACAUACAUACAUAUACUUAACAUUGGUAAAGGGACAAUAUUGUGCAGGUGUAUACACCUUCAUCUUCUGCACUACAUUUACAAAAAAAAAAAGAAAAAAGGAAAAAAGAAAAAUGAAGAAAAAACAGAAUUAAAAAAAGAACGAAUGAAAGAAUAAAAGUUACAUUUUGUAAAGGUGCUUACAACGUUAGAACUAUGCAACCUAGUUGGUUUGAAACUGUUUACCUGCAAGAGAAAGACAAAAAAAAAAAACAAAAACAGAAAGACUUUUUUUUAAAUGGAAGUAACUUGUUUUAAAAAAAAUUCUUCAGUGAGAGAUACUUGAAAGGAACAUGUUUGUCCAGUUACUGGAGCCAAACAUUUCUAUAUUUUGUAAAAAAAAAAAUUUUUAAUCGUUUACUAUUUGCACUACAAUGGUGUCUGACCUGUCUAAUCCUUAUUUAACAAAUAUUUGCAAGGGAGGGUGGUUGGGUGUGGGAGGGGUUGAGAGCUGCACUUAUUGUGAGCUAUACAAGAACUGCUACAGCACACAAAAUAGCUAUUUUUAUUAUUAUAAUAAUUAUUAUUAUUUUGUACCUUAAAAUGAAUAGACACAUACACCAAAGACAUUUGUGCGAGCCUCUAAAAAGUCUGUUUGUGGUUGGUACCAUUCACCUGUAAUAAGUUAGGGUUUGAAUUAAGGGUCAGUGGGUUGAUUACAUUCAGGCUAGAAUAUCUGUUAACCAGUUAAAUUCAAAUAGUGCCCUCAACAGCAAAUUGCCAUUUGAAGUAAGCCCAGAAAAGCCCUGGGAUUUGGAUCCAAUGUGCUCAGAUCCAAGGUCCAUCUAAGUAUAACUGUACUCUUUUGCAUGUACAACACUAAGACUCAUCCCUGAUGCACAGCAACUGUGCAUUUUUGGGAAACAACUUUAUACAAGGGAUAUACAUAUAUAUAUGUAUAUAUUUCUGUAUGUAUAUAUAUGUAUGUAUACACAAGGUAUAAGCACUUCUGGCUUCACUUUAAUAUUCUUAAAACAAUGAAUGUUUGUGUGCAAAGCACAUUAUGUUAAAAGAUUGUUUGUUUGUUACUACCAAGUGGGAGGCUACACGUUCAAAAUGGUAUUUGUGUGAGAGAAACCUAAAGUGCUGGUGUACACUUAGAAAGUCUCGAUGUAAAAUUGCAAGCAGCUUUGGGCCCUGCCCACCAUCGCCCCUGCAAAUAUACAGAAAAUGGCAGUUGUGGUAGGAUUUCUGUUUGAAACGCAGUCUUCGGUGAAAGACUGGCUGUCUCAACCACCACCCUCUAGCAUGACAACUCUUAAUGGGUUUGCGCGUUACCUGUAAGACCUAAUUUUCAGUGUCAACACCUAACCUGAUGGGUCCAACCCGUAGGGCAUAGGUAGAUAGUUUUUUUUAAAAAUUCUAUCGCUGUCAUAUUUAAAAGAAUGUUAAAGUUACAACAUUUGUCUUUGGGUAGGGGGAGAUGAUAAGAGGGAAUGGGAGAAACCUUUAGGCCCUGCUUACACUGAGUUUGGUAACCCUGAGCCUGAAGCUUCAGACUCUCACAGGUUUGCAGGACCAAGCCCCUGUUAGCUGUCUUCUGAUAGGACAGGCUUCAAAAUGCCUCGCACGGAAAGAAGCGCUAAUGUGGCUCCCCACCUUGUUGAGAGCACAGUCUGUAAGAAAAAUUAAAAAAAAAAAAAAAAAAAAAA
This is a messenger RNA of Aquila chrysaetos chrysaetos, 3855 nucleotides long. RefSeq names its product inhibin subunit beta A (gene INHBA). The record is from RefSeq and is a predicted model, not a curated record. Gene Ontology annotation, biological process: BMP signaling pathway; SMAD protein signal transduction. Gene Ontology annotation, cellular component: extracellular region. Lineage: Eukaryota; Metazoa; Chordata; Aves; Accipitriformes; Accipitridae. Bases 318 to 1589 code for a protein of 423 amino acids. The transcript has 2 exons. Gene Ontology annotation, molecular function: hormone activity; growth factor activity; cytokine activity.